UCUGCUGCGUGAGCGUGAUGUGGUGGUUCUACCGCAAAGGGCCCUCGGGCUUCUCCGGCGCCUCCACGGCUGAGGAGGUCACUGCCGGCGUCGACGGCCAUGGUCUAGUUGCCGUCAUCACAGGUGCGACGAGCGGCAUCGGACUGGAGACGGCGCGCGUUCUUGUGCUGCGCGGCGUGCACGUCGUCAUGGCCGUCCGCAACGUCUCCGCCGGGCUCGUGGCCAAGGAGGCCAUCGUGGCCAAAAUCCCCGGCGCAAGAAUUGACGUUCUGGAGCUAGACCUCAUCUCCAUAGCUUCCGUAAGGAGAUUCGCCUCCGAGUUCGACUCUCUGAAACUGCCCCUCAACAUUCUCAUCAAUAACGCUGGUGUGAUGACAAGGAACUGUACACUUUCCUGCGACGGUCUGGAACUGCAUUUUGCAACAAAUCACAUUGGUCAUUUUCUUCUAACAAACCUCCUACUGGAGAACAUGAAGAGCACAUGCAGGGACAGAGGCAUCGAGGGACGGAUCGUCAAUGUGACGUCUUCAGGGCAUGUGAUGACUUAUCCUGAAGGGAUAUGUUUCGAAAAAAUUCGUGAUCCUUCCGGUUUGAACGACUUCAUUGCUUACGGUCAAUCCAAGCUUGCAAACAUUCUUCACUCUAAUGAAUUGUCUCGAAUCUUCAAGGAGGAAGGAGUGAAUAUUUCAGCCAAUUCAGUUCAUCCUGGUGUCAUCGCCACCAACCUUUUUAGGGGCAGGACUAUUGUUGCUGUUUUUUUGAACACCAUUGGCAGAAUCAUGUGUAGAAGCGCAGAACAGGGUGCUGCGACAACAUGCUAUGUGGCAAUGCAUCCUCAAGUGAAGGGAUUAAGUGGAAAGUACUUCGCCAAUUGUAAUGUAGCCAGCCCAAGCUCGCAAGCUACGGAUGUUGAGUUGGCCAAGAAGCUAUGGCAAUUCAGUUUGGAGACAGUUUCUUGAUUAAGCGCUUGUCUGAUCUAGUGAUGCACGUAUUAUAGUAUGUUUGUAUAGCUUUUCCAAUUCCAUGUCAGCGUAUGUUGUUAAAUAUGUCUAGAAUUUGAUUCAAAAUAAAAAAAAUCAAACCAUUGUAGCCCUAAUCUUGUGGAGUCGAUCGUAAGAGUUGUUUUUACCCAUUGUUAA
Sorghum bicolor (sorghum) is the source of this 1139-nucleotide messenger RNA. Its product is annotated as short-chain dehydrogenase TIC 32, chloroplastic. The transcript is spliced from 8 exons. The record is from RefSeq and is a predicted model, not a curated record. Bases 18 to 959 code for a protein of 313 amino acids. NCBI's taxonomy places the organism in Eukaryota, Viridiplantae, Streptophyta, Magnoliopsida, Poales, Poaceae.